Messenger RNA from Jatropha curcas, 1067 nucleotides. RefSeq names its product Lactoylglutathione lyase / glyoxalase I family protein. NCBI's taxonomy places the organism in Eukaryota, Viridiplantae, Streptophyta, Magnoliopsida, Malpighiales, Euphorbiaceae. The record is from RefSeq and is a predicted model, not a curated record.
AACCAGAACUUCAGAAGUAGUGGCCUUUGUUUAUUUGCUUUAUCUGUGGCCCAGAAAAUUUAGCAGGAAAAGGAAGUGGUUGUUAGGACUGUUGGGGUUCCAAAAAUACAAGAAGCAAUUAUCACUAAACACAAAUCACUCUUUUCCAUUGUUCUUCCAUGGCUUCUCUUGUCAGUUCAUCUGCCGCCAUUUCUGUACAACACAAGGUAAAUCGUCUUGGUGCUAGACCAAUAUCUACGAACUCAAUUUCACGUUUUUAUCAGAAUAUUGUUGGCAGUGAUAGGUUUCACGGGCUUUCUUUCAAGACAAAAGCCAAGUUGUCCGUUGAAUCAAAUGUAGUUGAAAAAGAAUCAACCAGUGUCAAUGAGAAGAUUGAUUAUGGAGUUGUUAGUAUUCACCAUGUUGGAGUGCUUUGUGAAAAGCUUGAAAGAUCACUUGAAUUUUAUCAGGGCAUUUUAGGUCUUGAAAUAAAUGAGGCAAGGCCGCAUGAUAAGCUUCCCUAUAGGGGCGCUUGGCUGUGGGUGGGUUCUGAAAUGAUUCAUUUGAUGGAGCUUCCAAAUCCCGACCCCUUAACUGGACGACCUCAACAUGGUGGCCGAGAUCGACAUACUUGCAUUGCUAUUCGUGAUGUGUCUAAGCUGAAAGCAAUCCUUGAUAAAGCUGGCGUUCCCUAUACGCUUAGCAAGUCUGGCAGGCCUGCAAUCUUUACGCGAGAUCCAGAUGCAAAUGCUCUUGAAUUCACUCAAGUGGAUAACUGACAUAUUUUACUAUCCAUAGCUAGAAAUUUGAAAAAAUGAAAGGCUUUGGUCUUUGUCCAUCUUUUAGGCUCCAAAUAAAUGUAUACAGAUCACAAAUAUUAGAUGUACAGUGACAUGGAUUUAUGUAGCAAUUCAAUAUAGAGGAUCACAAGUUAUAACUAACAGUAUGUGCCAAAUUAGCUUUGUUGUCUUUUCUCCUGCUGGUGAGUAGUUGAAUGGCUAUGGUCAAGUAUCUUUAUGGCACUUGCAAAUGCUGGCGUGACCGCCACUCCUGUAUGGCUGAACGUAAUGUGUUAUUUGGAAUUAAUA